This is a messenger RNA of Rhodamnia argentea, 1771 nucleotides long. RefSeq names its product flotillin-like protein 4. Gene Ontology annotation, cellular component: plasma membrane; plasma membrane raft. NCBI's taxonomy places the organism in Eukaryota, Viridiplantae, Streptophyta, Magnoliopsida, Myrtales, Myrtaceae. The coding region runs from base 137 to 1594 and encodes 485 amino acids. The transcript is spliced from 2 exons. The record is from RefSeq and is a predicted model, not a curated record. Gene Ontology annotation, biological process: protein localization to plasma membrane.
AAUGUGGAGUGAAUCUCAUCGUCUUCCUUCUCAUCUGUUCCAUAUAAAUAAGCCCAACCCGUAAGAACCUGCAACCACUUCAGACAUCCUGCGAUUGAGCCUCUGUUUAACUUGUUUUCGAGCCCGGCGAGAAACCAUGUAUAGAGUGGCGAGCGCGUCGGAGUACUUGGUGAUCACCGGCGUCGGCAUCUCCGACAUCAAGAUUGUGAAGAAGGGAUGGGUCCUCCCCGGCCAGUCCUGCGCCGUCUUCGACGUUUCCCCGGUGAACUACACCUUCGAGGUCCAGGCCAUGAGCGCCGAGAAGCUCCCCUUCAUCCUCCCCGCGGUGUUCACCAUCGGUCCCCGGGUCGACGACGACGCCAGCCUCCUCAAGUAUGCCAAGCUCAUCUCCCCGCACGACAAGCUGUCUAACCACGUCAAGGAGCUCGUCCAGGGGAUCAUCGAGGGGGAGACCCGCGUCCUCGCGGCCUCGAUGACCAUGGAGGAGGUGUUCCGGGGCACCAAGGAGUUCAAGCAGGAGGUGUUCGAGAAGGUCCAGCUCGAGCUCAACCAGUUUGGCCUGCUGAUCUACAACGCGAACGUGAAGCAACUGGUGGAUGUCCCGGGGCACGAGUACUUCUCUUACUUGGGCCAGAAGACGCAGAUGGAGGCGGCGAACCAGGCGAAGGUGGACGUGUCUGAGGCCAGGAUGAAGGGCGAGGUUGGGGCCAAGCUCAGGGAAGGGCAGACUCUGCAAAACGCGGCGAAGAUUGACGCAGAGACCAAGAUCAUCGCGACGCAGAGGCAAGGGGAUGGGAAGAAGGAGGAGAUCAAGGUGAGGACGCAAGUGAAGGUCUACGAGAACGAAAGGGAGGCCGAGGUGGCGGAGGCCAACGCGGAGUUGGCCAAGAAGAAGGCGGGUUGGACUAAGGAGGCAGAGGUGGCGCAGGUGGAGGCCGCCAAGUCGGUGGCGCUGAGGGAGGCUGAGCUGCAGAGGGAGGUCGAGAGGAUGAACGCCCUGACGCGGACGGAGAAGCUCAAGGCCGAGUUUCUGAGCGAAGCCAGCGUAGAAUACGAAACCAAGGUGCAAGAAGCGAACUGGGAGCUUUACAGGAAACAGAAAAUCGCGGAGGCAGUCCUGUAUGAGAAGGAGAAGGAGGCGGAGGCCCAGAAGGCGACUGCCGAGGCCGGCUUCUACGCGAGGCAACAGCUCGCCGACGCGGAGUUCUAUGCCAAGAAGAGAGAGGCCGAGGCGCUCGUGGCAUUGGCCCAUGCCCAGGGCACGUACCUGCGGACCCUGCUGGAUGCGCUGGGGGGCAACUACGCGGCCCUCAGGGAUUACUUGAUGAUCAACAACGGCCUGUUCCAAGAGAUGGCGAAGGUGAACGCGCAGGCCAUCCAGGGGCUGCAGCCGAAGAUCAGCAUCUGGACCAACGGGGGCAGCGAAGAGGGGGACAGGAGCGGGACCGGCACCGGCGACGCGAUGAAGGACGUGGCCGGGGUUUACCGGAUGCUGCCGCCGCUAUUCAAGACUGUGGAGGAGCAGACCGGGAUGCUCCCGCCGGCGUGGAUGGGUAUGUUGACCAACUCGUCGGGUCGGUCCGAUUCAAAUUAGGCGGGAGCCAAUCGAAGGCCAAGAGGCCAUGCUGCUUAGGCGCCGUCUGACGCGAAUUAUUACUUAAAUUUGUUACGAGUGUUAGUUUGGUCUUCUGGUUUUGUGAAGUACUUACUCCUUAGAACAUAUCGAUGGAAUAUUUUUUUGUUUUUUGCCCACUAUCCUUUUCAAAAUUCU